CUUCUGCAAACCUACGAAUCCAAACCCGCGAAUCCAAAUCCAUUUUUCAUCCUUCAACAUUCGUUUUUCUUCAAACCCAACCACAUUUAACCUUCAUCGUGAAAACAUUUUCAUCCUUCACAUUUAACCUUUAUCCUUCAGUGAAAACGUGAAUGAAUCGCAGUUUUUAGCCUUCAUCGCCGGCGAGUUGGUCCGGCGCAGCUUUCAGUCAAUUUCUUUCACUAUCGAGAAGUGUUUGUGGCUUUCUCCGGUCAGAUUUUCCUCAGCUGGCUAGCCAGGGAAGCUGGGGGUCGAAAAUGUACCCCUGAAAGGUAAUUCACCAGGAUUUUUAACCCGGCAGAAAUCAGCAAGUGGCAAGCCAACUGAGCGACCUCUACAAUCACCACCUGCCUCUUCUCCAUCGGCGCUGAAACUGAAAAAAGAUGCCAUGACUAAGCAUUCUGAGGCCAUGGGCUUCAGAGAUUGGUGUGAGAAUGAGUGUGUUAAGCUCAUUGGGACAAAAGAUACAAGUUUCCUUGAAUUUUGCUUGAAGCAAUCCAGAUCAGAAGCUGAGACCCUUCUUAUAGAAAACCUUGGAUCAUAUGACCCUGACCAUCAAUUCAUUGAUAAAUUCCUCAAUUACAAAGAGUUGUUACCAUCAGAUGUGUUGGACAUAGCUUUCCAGAGUAGGCAUGACAAUAAAGUUAACGGACUUGGUAUCGCUGCUGGUGGCAUGGCAUCAGCUAAAGCUGCAGAUAUACAGGAUGUGGACAAAACUGAAGGAUCCUCCAAAGGAGGUGGAAAGAAGAAGGGCAAGAAGGGGAAAAAGGUUAGCCCUUUAGUUUUGGGAUUUAAUGUUGUGAGUAACCGGAUCAUGAUGGGUGAGAUCCAGACUGUAGAAGAUUAAGAUAAGAUUACAAUUAAAUUUUAUGCAUGAGGUUGUUGCGGUAGAUGUACAUACAUUUUGGUCGCACAUUGUAAAUGCUUUUGUUCGAUUUAGGAUAUUUAUUUCCUACACA
This is a messenger RNA of Cicer arietinum (chickpea), 998 nucleotides long. Its product is annotated as protein ESSENTIAL FOR POTEXVIRUS ACCUMULATION 1-like. The record is from RefSeq and is a predicted model, not a curated record. Lineage: Eukaryota; Viridiplantae; Streptophyta; Magnoliopsida; Fabales; Fabaceae.